AUGGCGUCUAGACCAGGUUUUCUCACGGACUGGCCAUGGACUCCUCUUGGAAGCUUUAAGUACUUGCUGUUAGCGCCGCUGGUUAUCGACAGCAUAUACUCAUAUGCAACCAUGAGAGAUCACGAGAAACUUUUGAUAGUGGCCAUGACAGUGUGGAGGAUUGUUCAUAGCCAAGUAUGGAUAAGUUUAUCCCGGUACCAAACUGCAAAAGGAACCAAGCGAAUCUUGAACAAGUCCAUAGAGUUUGACCAAGUCGACCGUGAACGAACUUGGGACGAUCAGGUCAUCUUCAACUCUCUCAUUGUUUACUUAACCAAAGUGUACGUCUUAGGGACCAAUACCCUUCCCUUCUGGCGAACCGAUGGACUGAUCUUAGUCGCUCUUCUCCAUGCUGGUCCGGUCGAGUUCAUAUACUACUGGUUUCACCGAGCCCUUCACCACCACUUCCUCUACUCUCGCUACCAUUCUCACCACCAUUCAUCCAUUGUCACCGAGCCGAUCACUUCGGUGGUACAUCCGUUUGCAGAGCAUAUCGGAUAUACGUUAAUCUUGGGGAUACCUCUAAUAACGACUUUGCUGUGUGGGACGAUCUCGGUCGUCUCCAUUAUCGUAUACAUAACUUACGUAGAUUUUAUGAACAAUAUGGGUCACUGCAACUUCGAGCUCAUUCCAAGAUUCCUCUUCUCUCUUUUACCUCCUCUCAAGUUCCUCUGCUACACUCCCUCGUUUCACUCGCUCCACCAUACGCAAUUCAGGACGAACUACUCUCUAUUCAUGCCAAUGUACGACUACAUCUAUGGGACAACCGACGAGUGCAGUGACUCAUUGUACGAGACAUCGUUGGAGAAAGAAGAAGAUAAGCCUGACGCGAUUCAUCUGACACAUCUAACAUCAGUCGACUCUAUAUAUCAUCUCCGUCUAGGCUUCGCUUCCUUCUCCUCGCACCCGCUCUCUUCCCGGUUUUACCUAUUCCUCAUGAAGCCCUUCACUCUUAUCCUCUCCUUCAUCCUCACUUCCUUCUCUUCUCGAACAUUUGUCUUCGAGAGAAACCGCUUCCGUGAUCUCACGCUUCACACCCACCUUCUUCCCAAGUUCUCCUCUCAUUACAUGUCACCGCAGCAGAAAGAAUAUAUCAACAAAAUGAUAGAGUCGGCUAUUCUUGAAGCGGAGAAGAAGGGUGUGAAAGUAAUGAGUUUGGGGCUAUUGAACCAGGGAGAAGAGUUAAAUGGGUAUGGAGAAAUGUACGUAAGGAAGCAUCCAAAGCUAAAGAUAAAGAUCGUGGACGGAAACAGUCUUGCAGCUAAGGUGGUGCUUCAUAGCAUUCCUGUUGGGACCAAAGAGGUUCUCUUUAGAGGCCAAAUCACAAAAGUUGCUCGUGCCAUUGUCUUUUCUCUUUGCCAAAAUGCCAUCAAGGUGAUGGUGUUACGCAAGGAAGAGCAUUCCAUGCUGGCCGAAUUCUUGGACGAUAGUUGUAAGGAAAAUCUGGUGCUCACAACAAAUUACUAUCCAAUGAUUUGGUUGGUAGGAGAUGGGCUAAGCACAAAAGAGCAGAAGAUGGCAAAAGAAGGAACUCUCUUUCUUCCUUUCUCUCAAUUUCCUCCUACCAACCUACGCAAAGACUGUGUUUACCAUACCACUCCGGCUAUGAUCAUCCCUCACUCUGCCCAAAACAUUGAUUCUUGUGAGAAUUGGCUGGAGAGGAGAGUGAUGAGUGCAUGGAGAGUUGGUGGGAUAGUACACUCGCUUGAAGGGUGGGAGGAACACGAGUGCGGUCUUGACAAUUCAAUCCUUAACUCUCAUAGGGUUUGGGAAGCUGCUCUUCUAAAUGGUUUCCAACCUCUACCUCUGCCAUCUUUUGAGACCUAAUUGUUUAAUUUUCAUUCUAAUUGGCAAUAGUUUUUUAAGUACUGUAGCUUUUGAUAAUCCAUUAAACCAAU
Capsella rubella is the source of this 1937-nucleotide messenger RNA. Its product is annotated as protein CER1-like 2. The transcript has 9 exons. NCBI's taxonomy places the organism in Eukaryota, Viridiplantae, Streptophyta, Magnoliopsida, Brassicales, Brassicaceae. The coding region runs from base 1 to 1866 and encodes 621 amino acids. Gene Ontology annotation, biological process: lipid biosynthetic process. The record is from RefSeq and is a predicted model, not a curated record. Gene Ontology annotation, molecular function: iron ion binding; oxidoreductase activity.